Messenger RNA from Salarias fasciatus (jewelled blenny), 2973 nucleotides. RefSeq names its product MDM2 binding protein (gene mtbp). NCBI's taxonomy places the organism in Eukaryota, Metazoa, Chordata, Actinopteri, Blenniiformes, Blenniidae. The record is from RefSeq and is a predicted model, not a curated record. Gene Ontology annotation, biological process: regulation of protein ubiquitination; traversing start control point of mitotic cell cycle; protein localization to kinetochore. The coding region runs from base 67 to 2682 and encodes 871 amino acids. Gene Ontology annotation, cellular component: kinetochore. The transcript is spliced from 23 exons.
GGGAAAUUUGACAGUGCGGGAAACUUCAACAAACCAGUCUGCUUUUAUUGUUAAUGUCUGUAUGUCAUGGAUCGCUACGUAUUGAUCACGUCCUUCGGUCAAGCUGACGACAGCUCGGCGGACGGACAGAAAUAUUUGGAGCCACUGAAGCAGCUUUAUGAAAGCCUUCUGGACACCUCAGCUCAAGAAUCAGUGAGGAGCUCUGCCUUCCCAGCUUGUUCUCUCAGUGGCAGCCCGGCAGCUCAGAGGUGGUACUUUGCAGUCCAGGUUUGCCAUGGAGAAUCACAGUUUUGCAGCUCUGACUGGGAAGACUUGGGAAGCGGUCAGCAGAAAAGUGAGAGUGAAGAGGAGAAGCAGACUGCUCUGGAGGCAUGUUUGACUUCACUGAGUCUUCAGGAGGCACCAGAACAAAAGGCUGACCAGUCAACACUGAUGGAGUUGAUGGAGGAAGCUGCAGAAGGCCUGCAUCUGCUGUCAGACAAACUGCCACCUUCAGGUAAAGCUUUGGUGGACGUUCUGGUGCUGGUGUCCACUGAGCAGUCCCCUCCCAUGAAAGACCUUCUGCCUCUGCUGGGAGCUCUGAAACACAUGUCCUGCUGGCACAACGCUAAGAUCACUGUUGUUACCCAGCAUGCUACUGGGUGGCAGAGAGUGGCCUCCUCCCUGGGCGCUGGUCUGGUGGACCCAGCUGAGUUGAGCAGCUGUAUCGACCGCACAGAGCUGUGGAGGGGAGCCUUGCUCGUCAGAGAGAAGAAGUAUGUGUCAGAGCUGCGCUUUGAUGGCUUCUCUCUGCGCUCUCCCGUGCAUCGUUUAUCAGAGUCGGAUCUUCUGCGAGCUCCCGGCGCGACGGCAGACCACAAACUGCACUCAGAGGUCUUCCAUUACUACGCCCCCGCUUUAGACUUGGUUCAGCUGGUGAAGCUGUCGGACCUGCCCAGCUUCCUGCUGUCCAGCACCCACUUUGAACUUGGUUUGUCUGGAAAGUCAAUGAAAGCUCAGCUUCUCCUGGACCAGCUGAGGUCGCUGCGUGGGAAGGUCGGGGCUUUGUUCAGCCUGUCCUGUGUGAUCACUCCCGUUGCCCAGCCUGCGUCCAGCCAGCUCAGCUCCCAGCGCUGGAGGGAGACUCUGGCCAGGAGACCCAAGUCCUUACAGGUGCCAGAUGUGGAGGUGAAGGGUGAGAGCGCCGUCUACUUCCUGUUGGUCCAAGGCUCCGACGACGCCGGGAGCGCAGCCUGCCGGGUCCGGAUGUUGCACUCAGACUCUCAAAUUAACGGAGCUGCCGCCAUGGCAACUGUCUCCGGAUUGCUGAGAGAGAUGUCUCUUUCAUCAUCAGGAAUAGCCGGCGGCAGCAUCCUGCGCCCUCUGCCAUGUCUCCAAGGAAACCGGCUGCUGGAGAGAGAGAGGAAAGUGACCCAGGUUCAGACGCUGGUGCUCAAAGAAUAUCUCAGGCGAAGAGGAGGAGCGUCCGUACCCGUCAAUGACCUGAAGGUCAUUCUGAACCAGGCCAGGGAGCAGUACCUGAAGAUGGCGGAGUCCGGUCUUCCCUCAGCCGCCACCUGUCUGACAGACAGUAAAACCUCCAAAACCUCCGGUUUCCAGACUCUUUCCCAUCCGCCGUCUGAGUGGCCGGAGAGGACUGUCCUCCUCAACAUUGAGAACCUGCAGAGGAAGCGACAGAGGAAAAGGUUUGGCCUGUUAGGCCCGGGCUCCAGCGACAGCCUGCUGGGCCCUAAAGACUGCCAGAGAGGCUCGCCUGCUUUACUCGACGCUAAAGAACUCCUGAAACACUUCACUGCGGACGGCCUGCCGACAGCCGAGCUGCAACCUCUGGCUAUCAACAGAGGUAUUAAUGUGUUUCAGUUAUCGCCGGACCUCUCCCCCAGGAGAGUCACCAAUAUGCCCUUCAGCAAAGCGUCAGCCUCUCAUUAUCACGGCAUCGACUUCUGCCUGGACAACCAGCGGUCUCUGGAGCGGGAUCAGACCUACGUCCGGCUGCAGUCGCGCCUGAUCCGCUACGAGACCCAGACGACCUGCUCCAAGGAGCCUUGCGCCCUGCCCUUCGCCCUCAGCCCCGCCCCUUCACCAGCUGUGCUGUCCGAGCCAGGAAGCGUUCCCGACGGAGAGACCCUGCAGAACAACAAGCGGAGGGGUUGGGAGGCGGACAUCGUCGGAGGACGCCCUCACAAAAGGCUGGUGAAGUCGGAGAGCAGCGAGUCGCUGUGCUCCCAGAGCAGCGGCGGCGGCGGCGGUACGCACCCCGUCAUCAGGUCGCUACGGCAACACCCCAGCAGAUCACAGUCCGUCUCGUCCUCCUCCUCGUUCUGCACGGCCACCAGGCGCGCCUCAGGUUUGGCGGCCCCCCCCUGCGCCGACAGACCCAAACCCCAGCAGCAGAAGAUGCAGCAAGGACCCACGGAGGACAAAGCCUCCAAGGAGUCCCGUUCACAGAAGCACAACCGGAUGCUGCAGGAGGUUGUAGCUAAAACACUCAAGCACCAUGGGAUCGCUGCCGAGCACGAGAGCUUUGAGGCCUGCAGCAAGAGACUGUUUGAUAUCUCCAAAUUUUACCUCAAGGAUCUGAAGACAUCUCGGGGUCUGCACGACGAGAUGAAGAAAGCAGCCAGCAGCAACGUUAAACAGGUUAUUGACUGGGUGCUGGAGAAGAUGUCAAAGAAAAGGUGAAGAAAAUGAGAAAAAGUGACACAUUUUAAUGAAUAUUUGAUUAUUUUAAGGCCGUCAGAUUAGUGUUAAAUUGUUCCACUGAGGCCGUUUUAAUUGCCAUAAUCCUUUGUCAUUUGAAUCAGUUUUUCUUUUCUCCUCAGAGGAUAGUUUAACACCCCGUCACUGAAAGCUUUUGUGUGUGUUUGGUUGUUUGUUUGUCUGCUCACUGAUCUGACUGCAGUUAAUCUGUUUGCAGCAGUUUUUUUUUUUUAAAUGAUUUUAAAUCCUCAACCACUUUUUAAAUUCCUAAAA